CUUUGGGGAGGCUGGGAAGGUGGCUCCAGGGUCCCACAGAGCCGAGGGAAUAGUGGUGCGCAUGGCAUUCAGAGAUGUGGCUGUGGAUUUCUCCCAGGAGGAGUGGAGCCUGCUGAGCCCUGCUCAGAGGUCCCUGUACAAAGAGGUGAUGUUGGAGAACUACAGCAACCUGGUCUCUCUGGGAAUUCCAUUUUCAAAACCAAAACUCAUCACCCAGCUAGAGCAAGGGAAAGAAACAUGGCAAGAGGAGAGAACAUGUCCACAGGUGGCCUGCCAAGCACAGGCAAAGCGGGAAGUCUGCCCUGGUCCUGUCUGCCCUCCAGAUCUCACCAAUCAGAAACUCCCUGUGCAGCCUGUGCCCAGUGACCGUGCCCCAUGGAUCUUCACACGCCUGUGUGCAACAAGUCAUGUUGACCCAGGGGACUUCUGUCACGGGGCCCAGGAGAAGCAGCAAGGAGUCUCUGAUAAGAGCUCCUGCAGAGAGAAAUCAGAAGGUGGAGAGAGAGGAGGUGUCAGGCCUCUAUCUGGAAGGACAAAGAAAAGGAGUUUGGGAGCCCUCUGCAGGCCACCCCAAAGGCAGCCAGUCAGCUCUCAGAAUGGCAUCAGAUGGGUAGGGAUGGAGGCCAGUUCAGCUCAAGCUGGGAGCACGGAAGAGCCUGAAAAGUUUCUGAAGCGGAUAGAAGUCUUGGGAUUUGGAACGGUCAACUGUGGGGAGUGUGGGCUGGGCUUCCGCAAGAUGACGAACCUGCUUAGUCACCAGAGGGUCCAUUCCGGAGAGAAGCCGUAUGUGUGUGGGGUGUGUGAGAAAGGCUUCAGUCUGAAGAAGAGCCUUGCCAGACACCAGAAGGCACACUCUGGGGAAAAACCCGUUGUGUGCAGGGAGUGUGGGCGAGGUUUUAACCGGAAGUCAACACUCAUCAUUCAUGAGAGGACACACUCGGGUGAGAAGCCUUACAUGUGCGGUGAGUGUGGACGAGGCUUUAGCCAGAAGUCAAACCUCAUCAUCCAUCAGAGGACGCACUCCGGGGAGAAGCCGUAUGUGUGCAGGGAGUGUGGCAAAGGCUUUAGCCAGAAAUCAGCUGUUGUGAGACACCAGAGGACACACUUAGAGGAGAAGACCAUUGUGUGCAGUGACUGUGGCCUUGGCUUCAGCGACAGGUCAAACCUCAUCUCCCACCAACGGACGCACUCAGGGGAAAAGCCUUACGCCUGCAAGGAGUGUGGGCGGUGCUUCAGGCAGAGGACAACCCUUGUCAAUCACCAGAGGACUCACUCAAAGGAGAAGCCUUAUGUGUGUGGUGUCUGUGGGCACAGCUUUACCCAGAAUUCAACUCUCAUUUCUCACAGGAGGACGCACACUGGGGAGAAGCCAUAUGUAUGUGGGGUGUGUGGACGAGGCUUUAGUUUGAAGUCACACCUCAACAGACACCAGAACAUCCACUCAGGGGAGAAGCCUAUUGUGUGCAAGGAUUGUGGUCGAGGCUUCAGCCAGCAGUCAAAUCUCAUUAGGCACCAGAGGACGCACUCCGGGGAGAAGCCCAUGGUGUGUGAGGAAUGUGGACGAGGCUUCAGCCAGAAGUCAAACCUCAUUGCACACCAGAGGACACACUCAGGAGAAAAGCCGUAUGUGUGCCGAGACUGUGGGCGAGGCUUCAGUCACCAGGCUGGGCUCAUCAGACACAGGAGGAAGCAUUUAAGGGAGAAGCCAUAUGUGUGCAGGCAGUGUGGACUGGGCUUUGCCAACAAGUCAGCUCUAAUCACACAUCAGCGGGCACACUUUGAAGAGAAGCUUUGUGUGUGCAGAGAGUGUGGUCAAAGCUUCAUCCAGAAGUCCCACCUCACCUUACAUCAGAUGACCCACAAGAGGGAGGAGACGUAUACAUGCAGGACCUGUGGACAAGGCUUUAGGCAAAGGUCUCACCUUAGCAGACAUAGGAAGAUGAAAUGUGCCCACCACAAACUGCCCCGGCAGCCUGCCUCUGAAGCCUGUUUGGGGCAGUCAUCUGAAAUGAAGAUGUUCAAAGAGAGGAUUCAUUGUCAAAACUCUUACACUUCCAUGAAGUAGGAAAAUGGACUUCAUAAGACCUAUGGACAAUAACUCAGCCUAUUUCCUUUCCAGACUCAUGUUGUGUGGCCUUUUGUCUAGUAAACUUUGCUUCUUUACAAAUUU
Onychomys torridus (southern grasshopper mouse) is the source of this 2170-nucleotide messenger RNA. RefSeq names its product zinc finger protein 133 (gene Znf133). Gene Ontology annotation, molecular function: DNA-binding transcription factor activity, RNA polymerase II-specific; RNA polymerase II cis-regulatory region sequence-specific DNA binding. Gene Ontology annotation, biological process: regulation of transcription by RNA polymerase II. The coding region runs from base 62 to 2065 and encodes 667 amino acids. Lineage: Eukaryota; Metazoa; Chordata; Mammalia; Rodentia; Cricetidae. The transcript is spliced from 4 exons. The record is from RefSeq and is a predicted model, not a curated record.